AUGCUGUGCCAGGAGAGAACAGUGCACUACUUGAGCUGGAGCCUCAUCAUCGGGGGACUUCUGUAUUUUCUCAGACAGAUCGGGACGCACACGCCUUACGGGCGAUACGUGGAGGUCGGUGGCAGGAACGUGAUGGUGCCAGCCAAAGUGGCUUGGCUUGUUCAGGAGCUGCCGUCGUUCCUGAUACCCGUCCUGCUAAUGCUGAGCACUGAGAGUACGACCGGUCUGGGGCGCAACCUACUCCUGGGGACGUUCUGUCUGCACUACUUUCACAGGACGUUUAUCUAUUCGUUACUCACCAAAGGAACGGCGUCCCCUCUGUCCAUCGUGGUGUCGGCCGCCGUGUUCUGCUCCCUGAACGGCUUCCUACAAGGUCACGCCAUGCUUCACUGCGUUCGCUACGAUGCAAGCUGGCGCGCAGACGUUCGCUUCGUCACAGGUCUGGUACUGUUCUUCACUGGAAUGGGGAUCAACAUCCACAGCGAUCACGUUCUGCGUAACCUGAGAAAGCCGGGCGAGGUCACCUACAAAAUCCCUAAAGGAGGGAUGUUCGAGCUGGUGUCCGGUGCCAACUUCUUCGGGGAGAUUUUGGAGUGGUGGGGUUAUGCCCUCGCUACCUGGACCCUACCCGCGUUCGCAUUCGCUCUGUUCACGGCGUGCUCCAUCGGACCCCGAGCUCUUCACCACCACAGAUACUACCUCAAGAAUUUUGACGAUUACCCCAAGACGAGGAAAGCAGUGAUACCGUUUCUUCUCUAACAGCAGCAGCCGUGUGGAGAAAGAUUCCAGAGACGCACGUUCCACUGUUUAUAAGGAGUAAAAUAAUUACUUUCUACACUCACUGUCCAUUUUAUCAGCUCCACUUCUACAAUUACUGACUGUAGUCCAUCUGUUUCUCUAGAUACUUUGUUAGCCACCUUUCAUGCUGUUCCUCAAUGGUCAGGACCCCCACAGGACCACCACAGAGCAGGUAUUAUUUAGGUGGUGGAUGAUUCUCAGCACUGCAGUGACAUUGACAUGGUGGUGGUGUGUUAGUGUGUUGUGAUGGACUGAAAAUCGUCCACCAACCAAAAACAUCCAGCCUACAGCGCCCCGUGGGCAGCGUCCUGUGACCACCAAUGAAGGUCUAGAAGAUGACCGACUCAAACAGCAGCAAUAGAUGAGAUGAGCGAUCGUCUCUGACUUUACAUCUACAAGGUGGACCGACUAGGUAGGAGUGGACAGUGAGUGGACACGGUGUCUGAUCCACUCAUACCAGCACAACACACACUAGCACCAUGUCAGUGUCAGUGCAGUGCUGAGAAUGAUCCACCACCUAAAUAAUACCUGCUCUGUGGUGGUCCAGAUGGACUACAGUCAGUAAUUGUAGAACUGAUAAAAUGGACAGUGGAUUUAACAUUUAACAACACGAUUGUGUGGUAAAAUAACGUACACAUUCGAGGGGGAUGUUGAAAAUCCGUAUAUUAGAUACGAUAGAUGCAUCAAUUCUGUCUGUAUUUUGUAUUUUCAGUGCUAAUCUCAGAUUGUAAAUCAUUUUAAAGUGCAUUUAUAUGAAUUAUUAGUUCUAUUUUGUAAAACUACAACGUUAUCCUUGUUUUA
Messenger RNA from Trichomycterus rosablanca, 1599 nucleotides. RefSeq names its product steroid-5-alpha-reductase, alpha polypeptide 2a (gene srd5a2a). Gene Ontology annotation, biological process: steroid metabolic process. Gene Ontology annotation, cellular component: membrane. NCBI's taxonomy places the organism in Eukaryota, Metazoa, Chordata, Actinopteri, Siluriformes, Trichomycteridae. The record is from RefSeq and is a predicted model, not a curated record. Bases 1 to 759 code for a protein of 252 amino acids. The transcript is spliced from 5 exons. Gene Ontology annotation, molecular function: 3-oxo-5-alpha-steroid 4-dehydrogenase activity.